AUGCAUCAUCCUAACAUCAGUCUAGCCGAUUACCCCAUAGAUUCUUUAACACCCCAAUCCACAGCCAUGCUGUCGACGCCCAAUCAAAGCCAGCAGGUUCUGGCCCCCAGCACGCUCCCGCGGAAGUUUGACACAUAUAACGAUCCUUCGCAACACCCGGAUAUCCAGCCCAACGGCAUUCAUUUGAAGGACAUCGGGCCUCCGGGCCAGUAUGUGGACGUGGCGCACCAUCAGAACAACACGCCCUCGGCCAGUCCUUUCAAUCGUAACAUGGGUCAACUCUCGCCUAUUGCUCCCCUCGACUAUCGCCGAGACCUGGUCUCCUCCAGGGGCUACUACCCUAUGGGCUUAUCUCCAACCGCAACCUAUUCCGCUGGUAAUAAUGCAUUCAGAGGACUCUCCACGGUCAAUAUGAUCCCUGGCUAUCGCGACAGCAUCUCUGGCUUUGUUGGAGGUCCUGAAUCCUAUAGUAAGAUUAGAGGAGAUUCAAUUAGUCUCCCGCCGCCCUUCGGCAAAACUAGUGAUGGUGAUAUCGCUAACCUGAGUAAUUCUUCUAAGUCUGCUUCUUGGGGUCAUGAGCCUCUGAGAUCAACUAGCAUCUUCAGUUCCUUAGUACAACUUCCCCCUUCCACUCACAAUUCUGUUAGCGGGCAAUCUUCGAAGGAAAACUCCCGUUUGCCCACUCAGAUUGAUGGCAAAAGGCCACUGGUAGCGUUCAUUGAUUAUGACAUGGGUCCCAAAGACCACUUCGGUUCUUCGUUCAAUUGGCGUCCCGACUACAAGCCUUCCAUGUCUAGCUUUCUGGGCUCGCGUCGUGGCACGAAAGCAUUCGAGAGUAGCUUGGCCGUUUGGGAUCAGAUAAAUCGUGGAAUGGGCGGAUCUGUCGCCAGCAUCAACAGCGACAAUCUAAAUAAUUUCCUUGCUACAAUGCAAAACACUGGAAGUGUGGAUCUUCUGCACAUCCGGAAUGACCAGAGAAAUGAUUCCAUCAUGAAAUAUAUCCUGGACCAAAGCAUGCGUCCUUCGGUGAGCUCUCAGCCUAGGACCUCAUUGCGUGAAGACAUCUUUGACGACAAACGGUCCGUUCGCUCCACGAAACAAAGCCGUAACGCCAGUGUGCUGGGUGACAAACCAUUGUCGCCAACUUCUUCGUUGUCAUCGAAGACUUCUAGAAGGAACUAUGAUGAGCCUCAAUCUCCAAAAGCAGCUCAAAAAGCAUCAAUGCCUCUCAAUCAUGCAUAUCCUUAUCCUCUGGAUCAGUUCAACAAACAGUCGCAGCUCUCUCCAAACUAUGCACCUCCACCGCAUGCUCCCAACGACGCUACUUCAAUUCAGAACACUAUGUCCAACAACAGCAAUGUUCCUAUUUCAAUUAAAAAGGAGACCAUUGAUCCGAGCCUCAAGCAAAACAACUUCUAUCCUCCACAGCACACCAACUCGCAAAGUCUCCAUAAUGUUGGAUCUCCUAAUUUCACGCAAUUGUUUAAAGGCACAGACGUAUCCACCCACCCACAAGCUCUUGCGCCUAACUUAGUAGAUCACAACACUAAUCAAGUGGAUGAUAAGUCGCAAUUGGUCCCAGCUCAACAGUAUGCUCGCGCUGAAGAUGGACGGCCAUUGUUAGGCGCCACAAAAGUUGAUCAGCUUAUGUUGGUGAUCCAGGCUCGUGAAAAAGGAAACACCGCACCGAUCAAGCAGGGUCCUGAUGGAAGCGUCCUUGCACCAGCAGCUCAGGGACAAAGUCAUGACUCUGUCUUGCCGCUUCCGGUUGACUUGGUUGGAGGAAUCGAAAAACCAGUGAAGGAGGAGCCUGGAUUGGGAGAGGGUGACCGAAAGAGACGCAAAGGUAAAUUACAAGAGUGUCCGUAUUGCUUGAAGACCUUUAAUCAAUCAACCCAUUUGGAUGUGCAUGUGCGGUCACAUAUUGGAUACAAGCCUUAUCAAUGCACUGUCUGUUUGAAGAGAUUUACUCAGGGAGGCAAUUUGAGAACUCAUAUGCGUCUCCAUACGGGAGAGAAGCCAUUUUCUUGCAGCGUUUGCGAUCGCUCUUUCAGUAGAAAGGGAAAUUUGGCAGCCCACAUGUUGACGCACAACAAGGAAAAGCCCUUCCAUUGUAAGCUCGACAAUUGUGACAAAUCCUUCACACAAUUGGGCAACUUGAAGUCCCACCAGAAUAAAUUUCAUCUUCCGACUCUCACACUGAUGACACACAAGUUUGCAAACUUGACAGGUGAUGCCAUUGGGCGACUCCCGAAAGAGGAACAAGAGCUUUUGGAAUAUUUUGCCAAGCUAUACAAGAACUCAAACAAAGGUAUCAGAGGAAGAGGAAAAGGUACAGGGGUGUUAAAAAUCAACGAAGGUGGUGCCGAAACACUGCCAUCGAUGGCUGGAAGUACGCAGGGAAGUCCCGCUGGAUACAACCAGUCUUUUAAUCACGAACUCGGGUCUUCCUAUGGAGACCCAUGA
Messenger RNA from Australozyma saopauloensis, 2466 nucleotides. RefSeq lists its product as uncharacterized. Gene Ontology annotation, cellular component: nucleus. The transcript has a single exon. The coding region runs from base 1 to 2466 and encodes 821 amino acids. Lineage: Eukaryota; Fungi; Ascomycota; Pichiomycetes; Serinales; Metschnikowiaceae. Gene Ontology annotation, biological process: regulation of transcription by RNA polymerase II. The record is from RefSeq and is a predicted model, not a curated record. Gene Ontology annotation, molecular function: RNA polymerase II cis-regulatory region sequence-specific DNA binding; DNA-binding transcription factor activity, RNA polymerase II-specific.